ACCUGGAUUGGCUUUCAUGGGGGAACAUUUUAUGGGGAAUGCAAAAAAGUUGUUUUUCAAUCUCUGAUGAGCAAGCAACAUAGAAAACAUGGAGCUUGAAACAUCAGAUGUGGAGAAAAGCUUUGACGAGAGCAUUCGAUUCUUUAGUGAGCCGUCAGAUACGAGCGGUAAUCUCAGCAAACACAUUAGUGGAAAGAGAUUCAUUUGUCAUUUGUGCCACGAUCACUUUCAUGGAUUCGACCAAUGUCUGCAACAUAUGAAUGAGGUUCAUAAAGACCAAGAGAACAAAUUCUCCUGUAUCGCUUGUCCGCGAUAUUUCAAAAGGAACGAUCACUUAAAAAGACAUUUUGAAGGGCACGUGCUUGAAGAUCAAAACCCGAAACUUUGGAAGACCCGAUUUCAAUUUCAGUGUUGUUUGUGUCCUGAAAUAAAACUUGGGUUGGAUUCAAGUCUAAAACACAUGCAUGACAAGCACGAUCUGGAAUCUACAAAUACAGACGCUCGGGACAUAAUGCAAGGGCGAUAUCAAUGUAUAUUGUGCCCAACACGAUUCCAAGAUGAAAAUGACAUCGAGACUCACCUUUGGAACCAUAUCAGCGCCCAAUUUGACCAAGGCCCCUGCGGAAAAUCAGUGUCGAAGAAUUGGGCUGAAAAUCAUAUUUGGCCUUGUAAGUUAUGCCAAUCAUCUCCAUCAACGGAAUCCGACUGCCAGAUGAAUGGCAUUACCAAUUAUAUCCAACACAUGAAGAUGAACCAUAAAUAUGCCACAGGCUGGAUUUGUCCCAAGUGUCAAAAAGACCGAUUUCAGACAAAGCAACAUUUCAAGGCCCACCUCUUCACGCACGUAAGCCAGAAAGUGGCCUGUGAGCUUUGCGGGAAAUUGAUCUCCGAUGAAAGUAAAAUGAAGCGUCAUGUGAAAGAAGUGCAUGUUAAAGUAAAGAAUCACAUGUGUAAGGAAUGCGGUAAGCGGUUUUCUCGUCCAGAGAAACUACGUACCCAUGAGAUUAUCCAUCUCUCCCACGAUUCUCGUCCGUAUUUAUGCCAUGAGUGCGGAAAGGCCUUUGGCCGAUCAGAGCACAUGUUGAGACACUCCCGGAUCUGCGGGCGUCGAAGAGCCAUGGCGUUUGAUUUGAGCACGCCGGAUACACCGCGAAAGAAGUUCCUUCGCUUAGGAUUCGAGAUCGGAGUUGAUGGAUUGGUCAAGGAUCCCCAGACCAAUAUGUAUCCGUGUCCAGAGUGUUCUCAUCAAUACAAGGAUCGGCGUUAUGUGGUGGAACAUGUUGCUCGGAAACAUCGCGGGAAGAAUCAGGAUGAAAGUUUUCGGUGCGAGCUUUGUGAACUAGACUUCAAAGUGUUGAAAGAUUUGGAGCGACAUAAAGUAGGAUGCACGGUGCCUAAAGGAAGUUCAAAGUCAGUGCUUGGCGCCAAAGUAAAGCAAUUCCACAUGGAUGGACAAGUUGCAGCUCAUGAUGCAAAGUUGAAUGCAAUGCACUUCAAAUCUGAUCAAUGUCAAUUAGAGUCUGGCCGAGACAUCACUCUUAAAUUCAUCAUGAAAGCGCCUCAUGAAGAUAACAGAAAGCUGCCUUCAACGACCGUGCCCAUCUCGAUGGAAUGUGAAAAUCGAAAAUCAUCAAAAUAUAACGAACCUUCAACUGCAGAUAUAAACGAGGAAUGCGAGGUUUACGGUGAGGGUUUGAAUGAUGAGAUAGCUUUACAUCAACGCAUCAUUGUCGACAAAGUCCCUAGUCAAAACUUGGCUUUGACCCAGAAGCUCAAAGGAGAAUUUGCCGAGGCCUCCAUGAAAGUUCAAGAGAAGUUGAACCAACAAGCCAGGACUGAAAUGGAACCCAAAAUGAAACUAGUCUCGCAUCUCAAAAACCAGAAACAUACGCCCUUCAGAUGCAUGGAAUGUCCACGAUCAUUUACGAGACAGAAGAAUCUCGUCAAACAUGUUCAAAGUCAGCAUACUCAACAAAAGAUUCAGAUCAAAGAAGAGGGGACACAAAGGACUACAAAUUGCAGCCCCGAAGUGGAUCAAGUGGAUCCAAAGGCAAAAAUUAAAUCCAAAGACAAUACGUUGAAGCAGGAGAGGAUUGUUUUUCGAAACGGGGUGCAUCUCCCGUUCAAACCAAUGGGAUGUCUGGACUGUGAUAUCGACUUCCACGGCAAAAAUGAUCUCUUUCACCAUUUUAGAAAUGAGCCACACUCCCUGGGAUUGACCAAGUAUCCCGUGAUUUGCCCAAUCCAAUCGUGCAAGAUGACUUUUUCGUCUGAAGGUCGGCUCUUUCAACACUUUAAAUUGGGAAAGCACAAUCAACCCUGCCCGUCUUGUGGAAAGAUUUUUCGAAGGGUAAGAAGCACCAUGUUUUUGAAAAAUAAUCGGGUACUUGACCAAUCGGGACAACGCUUUUUUAUGACUCCUUUCAACUGGACAUCUUCUUACAAAAGUUGUAGCCUUAAGUUAUUCCUGGACGUUGUACGAUCCUGAUUGCUGGUAUAAUAUGCCUAUGUUCCUUUCAUUAGUUUGGAUUUUACUUCUUUGCUUUGCUUCCAAGUACAGACUUCU
Tigriopus californicus is the source of this 2566-nucleotide messenger RNA. Its product is annotated as zinc finger protein 729-like. The transcript has 3 exons. Gene Ontology annotation, biological process: regulation of transcription by RNA polymerase II. The record is from RefSeq and is a predicted model, not a curated record. The coding region runs from base 89 to 2488 and encodes 799 amino acids. Gene Ontology annotation, molecular function: RNA polymerase II transcription regulatory region sequence-specific DNA binding; DNA-binding transcription factor activity, RNA polymerase II-specific. Gene Ontology annotation, cellular component: nucleus. NCBI's taxonomy places the organism in Eukaryota, Metazoa, Arthropoda, Copepoda, Harpacticoida, Harpacticidae.